Molecule: messenger RNA, 1557 nt
Organism: Cyphellophora attinorum
Lineage: Eukaryota; Fungi; Ascomycota; Eurotiomycetes; Chaetothyriales; Cyphellophoraceae
Exons: 2
Coding region: 1-1557 (518 amino acids)
Biological process (GO): positive regulation of transcription by RNA polymerase II
Cellular component (GO): nucleus
Molecular function (GO): DNA-binding transcription factor activity; transcription cis-regulatory region binding
Source: RefSeq, a predicted model, not a curated record
AUGUCGUUCAGACAGAUCAUAGACCACAUCCCGGGCAUUCUGAAGCAAUGGCGUCCUGACGAUAGCGACUUACAGAAGGCUGGCCUUGGAUCACUAUCUGGCAGAGGCGACAUCACCAUUCGAGGUUUUGUCACAGAGAACCACAAAGUCGAAGCUCAUUAUCGAUUACAGGAUCCUGAGACUUUCGCUGGGCAGAAGGACACCAGCCAGAAGCAGAAUUCUCUCGACAUUGCGCCCAAUGAUGUGUAUUCAUUGCUAGUCGCGGAGGUGCAUACGGUUGUACCACAACCGGUCAGACACCCUGAAGAAGCAUUUCUCCUGGUGCGAUACUAUAGUAUUAUUGGCCCCUGGUUCGAUCUCUUCGACGCAACCCAUCGCCAUUGGACUAAUACCAUCUCAUGUUUAGCAUUGGCAAAUCGCACUCUGUUUGCGGCAAUUCUGGCAAGUUGUGCGAAGCAGUAUGCUCUGGUAUCGGGGGAGAGCUUCAUGUCCGUAGCACUCGAGUACUACGAUCGAGGGCUCAACACCUUGUCUCAGGCUCUCAGCAGCCCCGCCACUGCGGCAGAUGCUUCUGUCUUUGCAUCAUGUCUGCUCAUUGGCUACUGUGAGAUGAUUAAUGCCCGUGGCUGGGACUGGCAGACUCAUCUUCAAGGCACAUAUUCUCUGGUCCAGAAUCAUGACUGGCACGGUCAGUGCGGCGGCGUAGCUCAGUCCUGCUUUUGGGUCUACUGCCGUAUGGACCUGCAUGCUUCAAUCGCGAGGGCCAGACGUACACUGCUCGACCCCUCGCUAUGGCUGCCAAGUGGAUCGUCACUCGGUCCAGAUUGCUCAUCGAUCACGGAGUGGGAGCUGGAUUCGUGGUGCAACCAGACAGUUGUACUACUAGCCCGAGCUCAUAAUCUGCUCUGCGACGUACGAAGCGCAGACGACCAGCGAUUGUUGUCCAUCACAUCGCCUGCGUCGGAAAGAGAAUCGGAAAUGAUGGGAUGGUGGUUGGACAUUUGCAAGUCUGUCCAAGCUCAUGAGCACGUACGGCCUCUGCCAUUCACCGCGGUAGCUGAGCUGCCACCACUAGAUCCCAAUAUACCGAUGCGACGAAUCAUCCACAUAUCCCCAGCCGCGUGUGCUGCCAGUCAGAUGAUGGAUGUAGCGCGAUUCUAUUGUCUGCUUGCUCGUCCAGACAGCACUCAAGCUGAGCGCAAAGACCGCCUGUCAUCGCCAGAAGUUUGCGGCAUUGCGCUCGAAUUGGCCCGCCGCGUCGUUUCGAACAGCAUUACCAACCGAUAUACAACCGCAUGGGUGAACGCCGUACAGCUGCUUUCCAGCGUGGGUCGUGUGCUUCCUGGCCAGGGCGAGAGGGCUGCAUUGUUACAAGCUCUUGCAGACAUACAUCGGGAGACAGGCUGGAGUGUUCAGGAUCUCGCAGAUGACUUGCAGGAGACUUGGAAGCUGAAUGAUCAUGCCAGUCAACAACAGAAGCCUCGAGACACCUUGACAGAGCAAGAUGCUGCGCUUCGCUACGUAGGAGUUGCCCUACUUCGGUGUGCAGGACUAUGA